AUGGCUUCUACAGACGACGACCCAGACGGACAUGGUGGCGAUGCCGCUGAUGCUCCUGGACCGUUGACUCAUUUUCAUAAAUUCACUCAAUUACCACCCGAGCUCCGUUGCAGGAUCUGGAAGAUGGCUAUCUUCACAGAAAAGACACCAAAGAUUCAUUACUACUCGCUAUGUAAUGAUGACGAGGGAUACCGGAAGAGCUCCCUGGCGGAGCUGAUCGAUAUGUAUAAGAAUCCGGGACCGAAAGACGGGGUAUUUAGGCCCUUCAACCCUCUUGCACUGCAAUGCGAGCCGCAACAGUUUUCUUGGGCUGAUGAUAAUCGUUUGCAAAGUUACUGGAAUGCUGGCCUACGGACUGCGUGUUGGGAGUCUCGAACGAUCCUCCUACGUUACUACGGUCCCAAGCCAAGAAGACAGAAUCCCUUCGACUUCGUCAACAAGCGCCCGUACAAGAGGAGGAAGAAGAAGAAGAAGUCUUGCUCUACCACGAAUCCCAGUAAGAUCGUCACUAUACGCGAAAAGGGGGAAAUCAUCCACCUCGACUUCUCCAAGCGCGAUAUUAUAUGUUUCCGAUUCCCACCCGAAGAAAUGGCUCGCUGCGUCUUUCUUAAGUGGGAGUCAUUACUUAUCCGGCUUCCGUUCUAUCAUCUUCCACAGAAUUCAGACAUCAACCUAGCUUUUGAAUUCGAUCACAGUUGGAACGAGGGCCUGGGAACAACGGAGUCUACUGUUCUCGAAAACCUACAAGAGGCUUCGGCGAGAGGUCUGGUCUUGAGAGCCUUCUGGGCAUGGAAGGUGGGAGCCAUUCCACGAUGGACUCGAUUGUACUUGAUUGAUCGAGCAGAGCCACUCCCACCCAGAUAUCAGGUUGGGAGAAACUACGACUUGCGGUACGUGCCCAGUUCGAAGUAUCCCAGUGUGAAGUAUCCCAAGGAAUUUCCCUGCCAGCGUCGAGAAAGUCGUGUAUUCAUUGAUGGGGAGAACAAGUAUGUGGAAAGCUAUUCGUGGGAUCGCGAUGGACAGAAUUGCUGCAAUCGCCAUGUCCAAUCUGUGGCUGUAGACACAUUCAUGCGGACGGUGGACCGGUAUCAUCGCCCAUCCAAGGAUGAUCUGUACGGUCGUGAGGAUCUUCCCUUCUAUGGUGAGAUCUUCUUCAGGGUGUUACGACCAGUACCUAGGACAGAAGACUAA
Messenger RNA from Clonostachys byssicola, 1191 nucleotides. The record is from the annotation of a GenBank genome assembly. Lineage: Eukaryota; Fungi; Ascomycota; Sordariomycetes; Hypocreales; Bionectriaceae.